Messenger RNA from Chaetomium strumarium, 824 nucleotides. RefSeq lists its product as uncharacterized. The transcript has a single exon. NCBI's taxonomy places the organism in Eukaryota, Fungi, Ascomycota, Sordariomycetes, Sordariales, Chaetomiaceae. Bases 80 to 466 code for a protein of 128 amino acids. The record is from RefSeq and is a predicted model, not a curated record.
UGGAAGGGGGGGAUAGAUUGUUUUGGCCUUGGCAAUAAAUACUACAAGUUUCGUCUGUUUCUUCAACAAGGUGCGGGGAAUGGGCUUUUGGAGGGGAUACCGCGGCCGGUCAGUUACUGGGUUUGUGGGGGCGAGUGGACGGCGACGGAUGGAUUUGGCAGGGUCAAAAGUUUACAGAGGGCCGGAAAGACAAAAAAGGAAAAUUGCGAUUCUUACAGUGUCCCCUCAGGGCGGAGUUUCUUUCGAACCCACAACAAUGCUGUAUUGGCUCUCUUUUCGGCAAGGGGUCACAAAGGGGGACCUGUUUAUUUUCGCCUGGUCAAUCGCCUUGGGGGCGGCGCCCGCUUUCGAGUUCACACUCACGCAUACAGUUGUUUUCCAAUAUCGUCGACUCCGAAACUUGCGACACCAAAACAACAACCACACCAACAAGAACAUAACAACAACAACGGGCAGGAUCGGUUGACUGGGGCAUGGGUGGGCAGGUUUUGGAAUCUGGGGUCCGCGUGGGAAAGGGGGGAGCGGCGUGCAUAGCGAGGGAGUGUACAGGGUUAUAUCUUGGCCUUUGGUGCUCAUAAACGGCGGCUGGCGAUGGACGCCCUGUGCCCCGUUUUCUGUGCGUUAAUCUUGUCCUCUUUGCUUGUCGGCUGUUUCAAAUCCUGUCUUCCCCUCUUUUCCUCAUCUACCUGUCUAGUUUGCUCCAGAUUGAGGAAGUUUUCAUUAAUUUUUUCCCACGAGGUAAAAAGUCCGCUGUCAGGGCCGGGCUGAAGGGGAGUAAAGCGGAACAUCAGGGGGCGAAGGGGUGUUGGUUUCGAUCUGGAAGG